AUGUCUUUAGAAAACUCAAAAAUUGGUUGGUUAGCUUCAUUAAACGUUAGUGAAACUCCUGAAUCACAAUUACGUCGUACUUCAAUCAUUGGUACUAUUGGUCCAAAAACAAAUUCACCAGAAACUUUAGUUAAUUUAAGAAAAGCUGGUUUAAAUGUUGUUCGUAUGAAUUUUUCUCAUGGUUCUUAUGAAUAUCAUCAAUCUGUUAUUGAUAACGCUAGAAAAUCUGAAGAAUUAUAUCCAGGUCGUCCAUUAGCUAUUGCUUUAGAUACUAAAGGUCCAGAAAUUAGAACUGGUGAUACCAAGGAAGGUAAAGAUUAUGCCAUUCCUGCAAAUCAUGAAAUGACUUUCACUACUGAUGAAAAAUAUUCAAAAGAAUCUGAUGAUUCAUUAAUGUUUAUUGAUUAUAAAAAUAUCACUAAAGUUAUUGAAAAAGGUCGUAUCAUUUAUGUUGAUGAUGGUGUUUUAUCUUUUGAAGUUUUAGAAGUUGUUAAUGAUACCACUAUUAAAGUUAAAUCUGUUAAUGCUGGUAAAAUCUCAUCUCAUAAAGGUGUUAACUUACCAAACACUGAUGUUGAUUUACCAGCUUUAUCUGAAAAAGAUAAAGCUGAUUUAAGAUUUGGUGUUAAAAAUGGUGUUCACAUGGUUUUCGCUUCAUUUAUUAGAUCUGGUGAAGAUGUUAGAGUUAUUAGAGAAGUUUUAGGUGAAGAUGGUAAAGAUAUUAAAAUUAUCUCCAAAAUUGAAAAUCAACAAGGUGUUAACAAUUUUGAUGAUAUCUUAAAAGAAACUGAUGGUGUUAUGGUUGCAAGAGGUGAUUUAGGUAUUGAAAUUCCAGCUGCUCAAGUGUUUGUUGUUCAAAAACAAUUAAUUGCUAAAUGUAAUUUAGCUGGUAAACCAGUCAUUUGUGCUACUCAAAUGUUGGAAUCAAUGACUUUUAACCCAAGACCAACAAGAGCUGAAGUUUCUGAUGUUGGUAAUGCUAUCUUGGAUGGUGCUGAUUGUGUUAUGUUAUCAGGUGAAACCGCUAAAGGUAACUAUCCAAUUGAAGCUGUUACUAUGAUGCAUCAUACUGCUUUAAUUGCUGAAAAGGCAAUUGCUUAUCCAUCAUUAUAUGAUGAAUUAAGAAAAUUAACUCAAAGACCAACUGGUACUGUUGAAACUGUUGCUUUAUCUGCUGUUAACGCUGCUGCUGAAAACAGUGCUAAAGCUAUCAUUGUUUUAUCAACUUCAGCUACUACCGCUAGAUUAGUUUCGAAAUAUAGACCAGAUUUACCAAUCAUUAUGGUAACAAGAAAUCCAAGAGCUGCUAGAUUCUGUCAUUUAUAUAGAGGUGUUUAUCCAUUUGUUUAUGAUCAACCAGCUAUUGAAAAUUGGUCAGAAGAUGUUGAAAACCGUUUAAGAGGUGGUAUUGAUGAAGCUAUUUCUUUAGGUAUCUUGAACAAAGGUGAUAAUGUUGUUAUCAUCCAAGGUUGGACUAAAGGUAUUGGUCAUUCAAACACUGUUCGUUUAUUAAACGCUUAA
This is a messenger RNA of Hansenula ciferrii, 1521 nucleotides long. It is a transcript of the gene PYK1, whose product is annotated as pyruvate kinase. Gene Ontology annotation, biological process: glycolytic process. Gene Ontology annotation, molecular function: pyruvate kinase activity; magnesium ion binding; potassium ion binding. The coding region runs from base 1 to 1521 and encodes 506 amino acids. The transcript has a single exon. Gene Ontology annotation, cellular component: cytoplasm. NCBI's taxonomy places the organism in Eukaryota, Fungi, Ascomycota, Saccharomycetes, Phaffomycetales, Wickerhamomycetaceae. The record is from RefSeq and is a predicted model, not a curated record.